UGACUUGUAGCCUUACCAGACCCCGUCACACGGCACACAAUUUUUUUUUUUUAGGAUCACUCUGAAGGUGAAGAAUUUCUCAAAUCAAGUAAAGGGUAAGAACCACACGGAUCAACCCUAGGACCUCCCCAGACAUCUUUUGCAUGAAGGUGGAGUCAUUAGAAAGAGGAGAGGAAGCGAGAUGGGGAAAAAAAACAAAAGGAGCUGGACAACUGAAGAGAACAGAUGGAUUGUCUGUCAUACAUCUGGAUAUUUAGGUCCUGAAUCCUUUGCUUCGCAUUGUAAUAUCUGAACAAAGGUCCAGAGGGAACAUCAAGUUUAGUCUUUUUCAAAAGUGAGGAGAACUAUUUUCCUCUUUUUUAAGUUUUGGUAAACUUUUUUUAUAUGGAUUGGAAUUUUUUUCUUUCAUCUUUUUCAACCUUGAAUUGCCUGGAAGUAUGUGGAUUUCUCUAAUGCAACUAAGACUAUUGAUUGGAACAUCAUAAAAAAAAUCCAGAGAGAACUGGCAAACACAAGGAAAACUCUGGGUUGUAAGAGAAAUCUUUGACUUUGCUUUAUCAUAUAAAAAGUUUCUAAUAAUCAGUCUUUCAUUUUCAAUUUGGAAACAUCAUCCUCAAAGAAAGGCUCAAUGUGUUUUUUCAGAUUUGCAUUAUUAAAUUAAUAUUUCAUCCAGAUAUAAUAAAACUUCAUGCAGGUGGUGAAAAGUUCUGACACUGCGGAAGGUUCACCUCAGCCAGUGUGGAUUGUGGAGGGCUCUCUCCCUGCCCUCGUAGUUUAUCCUUGCCCCCAGCAGCAUGUCCCAGGCUCUGAGGCUGCCUCUAGUCCUCCUCACAGCACACUACCAUGAUCAGAUGGGCUGCUGGAGGGAGUAAGGCUGCUUUUGCCUCGUUCUGCUCCUGGGCUGGCUUGGUGGCUUGCUCUGUCUUCAGAACCAGCUUCCGACGAAGGUCAUCCGGACUGCUUUCUUCCCUGGCUUUCUCAGUGCUGGUUGCUCUGCUGGUAUUCUCCCUGUUCUUACCUGAGGCCUCUUGUCGUCAGCUCCACAGAGACAGACCAAGGUCAAAAGUUUCGGAAAAAUCUGGGGUACCACUGAACAUUUCAGAGAGUGAACUAAUCUCUAGACCAAGAGCAAACAGUGGCCCACUGCGUCGGGCUGGAGGACCGCAGGGGAGGCAUGUGCGCAGCUACAGUCACUUACAAGGAGACAUUCGUAGGAGAAAGUUGUUCUCUUUCCAGAAGUUUUUCCUAAGGAUCGACAGGAAUGGACAAGUCAAUGGCACCAAGAGCAAAGAUGACCCAUUCAGUAUUUUUGAAAUCACAUCAGUGGAAGUGGGAGUGGUGGCCAUUAAAGGGCUGCACAGCAACUAUUAUCUGGCCAUCAGCAGGGAUGGAAAGCUGUAUGGAGCGAGAGUGUUUAGUGUUGACUGCAAGCUGAAGGAGCGCAUCGAGGAGAACGGCUACAACACGUACGCUUCGGCUAAGUGGAAGAACAAGAAGCGGCAAAUGUUCGUGGGGCUGAAUGUUCAAGGGAAGCCGCUGAAGGGGAUGAAAACCCGCAGGAAGAAAACGGCAACCCACUUCCUCCCAAUUAUGGUGUGAAUCAAGAAGCCCAACUGGAUUGGAAGCAGCUAUCUAGAGCACUGGACACAGGAGGUUUUCAAUACCUGGCAGCCAUGACAUUAAGACAUGCAUUGAAAAAUCUCACAUUUGGGAAAGAAAAAGGCACUAACACUGUUACAUGAAAUGAACUCUGAAUUGGUUGAGCUUAUUUCCUUUUGAUGAAAGGUGCUGAGUUUUGCGCGGCACCAAAAGCAGAGGUAAUCUAUAUUUUUUUACUGUGCCAAACAGUUUGAAGCUGGAGUACAGGUAUAAUGUGGACAAUACAGAAGAUGCUACCCAAGCUAGAUGUAUCUAAAUGUGUUAUCUAUCAUCUAAAUUUUCAAAAGAAGCAGAGACAUUUGACUGGCAGAAAAUGGGAAAGGUUUAGGUAAUAUCGUGACUAUCCUGAUUAUCCUGACAGCAUGACAUAUUAUGAAAGCACAUAUAAAGUAAUUGUUUGUUAGUUAACCACUGCGUUUUGGCUGAAUUUUGAUGACUUAUUUAUUUUUGUGAGGUAUUUAACUGAAAAAAAACACCAGCAAUCUUCUGCAUUCUACUUUUUUUUAGGAUCUCUAUCAUUAAAUAAAACUACCAUUCUCCUUC
Messenger RNA from Cyprinodon variegatus (sheepshead minnow), 2202 nucleotides. RefSeq names its product fibroblast growth factor 10 (gene fgf10b). The record is from RefSeq and is a predicted model, not a curated record. The coding region runs from base 844 to 1599 and encodes 251 amino acids. Gene Ontology annotation, cellular component: cytoplasm. The transcript is spliced from 3 exons. Gene Ontology annotation, molecular function: chemoattractant activity; type 2 fibroblast growth factor receptor binding; growth factor activity. Gene Ontology annotation, biological process: positive regulation of canonical Wnt signaling pathway; limb development; animal organ morphogenesis. Lineage: Eukaryota; Metazoa; Chordata; Actinopteri; Cyprinodontiformes; Cyprinodontidae.